Hemicordylus capensis (graceful crag lizard) is the source of this 8272-nucleotide messenger RNA. RefSeq names its product phosphatidylinositol transfer protein cytoplasmic 1 (gene PITPNC1). Gene Ontology annotation, biological process: phospholipid transport. The record is from RefSeq and is a predicted model, not a curated record. Bases 725 to 1678 code for a protein of 317 amino acids. Gene Ontology annotation, cellular component: cytoplasm. Gene Ontology annotation, molecular function: phosphatidylinositol transfer activity; phosphatidylinositol binding. The transcript has 9 exons. Lineage: Eukaryota; Metazoa; Chordata; Lepidosauria; Squamata; Cordylidae.
AGGCGGCUGCUGCUUCUGCAGAGACUUCUCAGCACGACCAGAUACAAUCCGUACGUACAUGCAGCUCUGGUGGGGGAAACCCAGCCCCCAAGAACGAUCAAAGGUGGGAAGAAGAAAAGCCAAGACACCUCCCGUCGCUCCCUCACGAUGCACUAAUGCUAUACGCAUAACAGCAGCUUUAGUACAGCAAGGCGGAGAGAGCCUUGUUUACCAGUCUGGGAAGGAAACAUUUUAAACCCCUUUGUCUUGGAAGUAAGCAUCUCAUCUGGCUGGCUGUGCCGCUGCUGGUGACAUUAACACUGAGGACGGCUUUAGUUCUUUUUGUGCUCUCUUUUUCUCUGUGGCUCCAGGAAUGUCUUGAUACACCAACAAAGAAAUUGCAGGCGUUAGUACAGUUCCUGUGGAUGCCUUUGAAUUCAUAAUAACCGCAUUUUAUGGCUGAGACUCCUUUGUGUAUAUGUAUGUGUGUGUGUGUGUGUGUGUGUGUGAAAAAUCACAUUAUCUCAGCUUGAAGACGGAAAAACUGGAAGACAGAAGAAACUGCGUUGUUCUUUUUGCUGGGUCAGCUUUCUAGAUGGUGACAGCGACGAACAUACAUACCUUGUCAAGCACAUAUACUAGAGGGUGCUGUCGAUUUUGGUGACUGUAUAGAUUUUUUUCAAAUUUUUUUGCUACGGUCAGGGUGCAGAAGUCGCAUUUCUCCUUCAUUGCUGAUUGGCAUUAAAUGUGUAGGAAUAUGCUCAUGAAGGAGUACCGGAUCUGUAUGCCUUUGACAGUUGAAGAGUACAGAAUUGGACAGCUGUACAUGAUUAGUAAACAUAGCCAUGAGCAAAGUGAUCGUGGAGAAGGUGUAGAAGUGGUACAGAAUGAACCUUAUGAAGAUCCAAAUUAUGGAAAUGGUCAACUGACAGAAAAACGGGUUUAUCUGAACAGCAAACUUCCAAGCUGGGCAAGAGCUGUUGUCCCCAAAAUAUUUUAUGUUACAGAGAAGGCAUGGAAUUACUAUCCUUACACAAUUACAGAAUACACGUGUUCAUUUUUACCUAAAUUCUCCAUCCACAUAGAGACAAAAUACGAGGAUAACAAAGGAAGCAAUGAUAAAAUAUUUGAUAACGAAGCCAAAGAUCUUGACAGAGAAGUCUGCUUUAUUGAUAUUGCCUGUGAUGAAAUCCCUGAGCGCUAUUACAAAGAAUCAGAGGAUCCUAAACACUUCAAAUCAGAGAAGACUGGAAGAGGCCUAUUAAAAGAAGGCUGGAGAGACACUCAAGAACCCAUCAUGUGUUCCUACAAACUAGUGUCUGUGAAAUUCGAAGUGUGGGGACUUCAAACUCGAGUAGAGCAGUUUGUUCACAAGGUGGUCAGAGAUAUAUUGCUGAUUGGUCACAGACAGGCUUUUGCAUGGGUGGAUGAGUGGUAUGACAUGACUAUGGAUGAAGUCCGAGAGUUUGAAAGAGCAACUCAGGAAGCCACCAACAAGAAAAUUGGGAUCUUUCCUCCUGCAAUAUCAAUCUCAAAUGUCUCCCUCCCAUCUUCAAUCCGCAGUGCUCCUUCUAGUGCUCCAUCUACACCUCUGUCUACAGAUGCACCUGAAUUCCUAGCCGCUCCCAAAGACCGACCACGGAAAAAAUCUGCCCCAGAAACUCUCACGCUGCCAGAUCCAGACAAAAAAGCUCUCUAAACCCAGCAUGUUUUCUUAUGACAAGCCAUGACUGACAGAACAGCAUUUGCAAAGUUCAUGGUCGUCGUUUUAUUUAAACAAAUUUUACUGAUCUGGAAGGAUGACUUCCCCUGCCCCCCUCAGGCUUGUCUGUUAAACUAGUUAGCUAAGUGCAUGCAAGAACAUAGCUCAUGUGCUCUGAUUCCCAAACUAAAGCUCUAAGCCAUAUGACAGAUGUUGCUGUCAACACAAAAUGAAAUAGCUUGCCAAGGCAAAAUAAAUCUCUUCAUAGCAACUGUAGUAAAUGAACAUAUUCGCAUAAUAUAGAGUAAUGAUAUUUGUGAUUAGAGAUGUUGUAAGGAUUUUAUAAAGCUGGCAAAGACAUCUUAAGAAAAUGAACAACUAUUUAGGGACAGGUUCGACUGACAACAUUUCUCAUUUCAAGCCAUUAUAUCUCAAUUUCUAAAAUCCUUUCUACUCUCAGGCCAAGUGCACCUUAAAGUAAACUUUGAACGGCUACUCACUGAUAAACACUUGAAUACCAACAGUAAUUAUUCAGAUUCCUGAUUUACUGAACACAACUCAGGAUUUGAAGGGUAGCUAAUGCACACUUUAAGGUCUUUAAAUUUGAAGAACCAGUGUGCUCCAGCUCUGGUUGUAAUUCAUUAUACUUAUUUUGAGACCCUUGAACUAUUUGUAUCUUGCACAAAAUUUAUGACUCCUUUUUAUUGUAUGCAGUUGUAUAGCUUUACUGUGUUGGUAUUAGAGAGUCUUCUUUCAGGUAUAAAGGUGGAAAUACAAGCAAUUACAUAGCCUACAGAACCCAAAUGAGAUGAGAAUAUCCAAAUAAGGUUGUCAUUCCUUACAAAUUCAGUUUAUCCAAAUUGUUAUGGACUGCAAUGAAACCCGCUACGUGUUCCUGAGCCAAAAUCCUGUUAAUAUCUGAGGAAAUGUUUAGGCUGUUUUCUUAAAGAUUUUGGGCAGGUAUUAAAAAAAGUAUUGAAGCUAAAAACUAUUUCACUCUACUAAUGAUGGAGUAGGAUGGUUACCUACUGAUUUGAAGCUCCUAAACAUAUGAGAAUGUGUCUAUGUAGGGAAGAGAAAUACCAGACCCUGAGCCAGAUCAGAACUUCUGUGUUGCCUAGCCUCUCUGCUACCAACCUUCCUUCUCAAUUUCUGAGAGACAGAAUCUAGAGGCAGUAAGGUAUGAGAGGGGUUGUAAAAACUGAAGGAAGACAGGGAAUCAAACAGGAGAGGCAAACUCUUCAUUUCCCCAGCUCCCCUCCCUCUUUGCACUAUUUUUGUGGGGGGUGUCGCCAUCCCUCUAUUUCUCAAAAUAUCUAUUUCCUGAAAAGAGCUGAUGAGGCAAGAGAAUAGGCUGAUUCUCACAAGCAGCAAUGGGAUAUAGCAAGCGUCCUAACCAGAUUUGGGUGCUGUGCAUGCUCCUGUUUUGCAGUCACGUGCAAGUAAAAAGCAAGGUAGGAGGAAGGGAAAGUGAUCAUGUGUGAAGGUCACACUGGGUAGGAGGGCUCCAUUCUAUCCUGCAGCUGUACCCAGUUAGAACUACACUGGCUACCAAUAUGUUUUCAGGCAAAAUACAAGAUACAGGUUGAGUAUCCCUUAUCCGAACUGCUUGGGACCAGAAGUGUUCUGGAUUUCUGACUUUUCCGGAUUUUGGAAUAUUUGCAUACUGUAAUGUACUGUACUCUUGGAAAUGGGCUCCAAGUCUAAACAACAGCUUUACUUUCUGUGCUAUAGGUAAACAUAAAUGCUUCUUAUCACUGUUACCCAUAGGGGUAUCUGCAGGCCUUUUUGACAUUUUCAACAAUACACUGUACUGUACCUUUACAAAACAGAGCAGGCGCCAAACUGAGCAGGGAGUGGAGAGGGGCUUUCCCCUAUCAUCCCACCCUCCCUCAUCCCCCUCCACUCCUUUUCCUUCCUGUCCUCGAUUUACACUGCGGCAACGGCUGCUCCAGCUGCUGGGCUUGUUCUCCCCCACUCGCCUUCUUCUCUAGCACCAGAGCGAGUGAGCUGGGGUGUUUUGUUCUUUGUUUUGUUACGAGGCACUCAGACGCAACGAGUUGGUGCUGCGAGCGCACACCAUGGUGAUUUUGGAGCAUUCCGGAUUUCAGAUGUCCGGAUUAGGGAUACUCAACCUGUACUGGUUAUAACCUAUACAACCCUAAACAGCAUAGGCCCAGGGUAUUUAAGAGAAUGUCUUCUUCACUAUAAGUCCCAUUACCCAUUGAGAUAAUUCAGAGAUGUCUAUCUGCAGUUGCCACCAGUUUGUCAGGGACAGGCCCUCUAUGUUGCCACCUCCAAGACUCUGAAAUGUGCUCUCUGCUGAAAUAAAUGCCACUCCAUAUGGCAGCUUUUAAAGUCUUAAGACGCAUUCAUUUUUAACUAAAAGUGUUGUUUUAAAAUGUUUUAAUUUGUUUUAUAUUUUAAACCACCACCCAGAGAUGUAAAUUUGGCAUGUUGUAUACAAUUAAUAAAUAAAUAAUGAGGUGGGGGGGAGCCCUCUUGUCCAAUGGGAGGCUUGCACAUGAUCACUUACCCUGCCUCCUACCUUGCUUUUUACUCUCACAGAUUUGCAAAACAGGAGUGCGCACAGCUCCCAAACCUGAGUAGGAUGCUUGUCCUACCCUCCUGCUGCUCGUGAGAACUAGUCUAAUAUGUGGGAUCCUUGUAUUCUUUCUCACUGCUUCUGGGCUCCCCAUGGCCUGUCUAGUUCUCCUGUCCCUAUAAGAAAUAGUAUGGAGGAGAAGGUGUGUAUGCGAGGUGAGGGAGUCAGCUGUGGUCGUGAUGAAAAUUGCUGAGAAAGGUUAGAAACAAAGGUUUGGCCAUUCAGAGGGGCAAGGAGGACAUGUGCCUUCUUUAGAAGGUCUCUUUCCCUUGCUUAAACUCCUGAAGCAAGCAAGAAUAUAAUAUAUUGGAAUACUGAGUCUUGACUAAAAUUCUCAAAAAGUCCUAAACAAUUAUUUAAAUAGUUGUACCACUUCAACCAAAGCUGAUGGUCAGCAGCCUUUGCCCUGUUCAUGGGUGUGAGAAUUUUCAUUCUCAAUAUAAGGACCAAUAGCAUUUGGUGGCUGACAGCCAGACUCGGGUUGUGCUAGUACAACCAAAGAAGUUGUGCAUCCUUAAGUCUGUGGAGCCAUGAAAAGCUGCAGUGCUGCAGGAAGAUGUGCAACUGGUAAUGGUACCAAAGUGCUUGUGCAACAAAUGUCAUGAAACAGGAUGUGCAACAUUUUAUGCAAGCACAACACUAGUCUGGAACAGAAGCUCCUGUUCUUGCAGAACUACCUUGCGCCAUGUCCUUGCAGUAACGCAACGCUAGUCUGGAUGCUGGCCAACAUGGCUGUGAUUGUCAGUCACUGAAUUCAAGGAGGGAAAGGAAUAUCUCGUGUAACUGGGCAACCUACAUUCAACACCCAGUCCUUGUUUUAUAGAGCACAAGAAUGCUCAAAAGAUUAUGAGAAAGUUAAUGUGGAGAUUUUCUAAAGAAGCAAGAAAAGACGACCAGUUCCUGAACUGCUUUCAGGUUAAGUGGCCUUUCCAACAAGAGUAGGAAAGAGUUUCUCCUUCUCUUGGCUAUGGUAACCAAGGGGAAUUAUAAUACCAUCAUACCCUGUCAUACAUUUGGGGAAAAGAUGAGAUUUAUCUGGGCUGUUAUCAGCUUCACCCUUCAGUCUCAGGAAUGAAAGCAGUUUCUCCAUGCCAUAACGUGUAAAAAUUAAACUUAGGAGCCCUUUCCUUUUCUGACAUAAAUCAUCCCACCAUUGCUAAUCACUGAGUACAUAAUUCAUUUAACACUCUUUUAAUCCUUAACAGUUCACUUUAACUAAUGCUCUUAACAUUUAGCCCUGUCCAAUUGAUAUCUGGCCUUGUUGAGUGGUGAAUGUGUCAAACUUGUAGUGCGAUUAUACCCUUGUGCUGUCAGAGGCAUACAGAAAUAUAGAUACAGACCUCAGGGUGUUAAAACUCUUCACAUAAUGGCAAACAAAUUAGUGGAUAUUUCUAGCAAGCAUGGUAGCAUGAUAUUGCGUGUGAAAAAGUGUAACUGGCUUAAAUUCCCCACCAACUUCCAAGUGGCUCUUUGUUUAAAUAGUAAAUACUAAAGUGGGUGUUUUUAGAAGGUUAGUGUUAGUAAUGGAAGGAUAAAGUGGGAGAACAGAAUGCACUGUGUGGGUUGGAAUGCUUCAAAAACCCAGGCCAACAUAAUUCAGUAGUACUUGGUAAGUAGCUUCAUGCUUUCAAUUAUUGUUCAUUUUAUCUUUUUUCCAUCUUUUUCAACGUCCUAGUGUUCUGUGUGAUUGUAUAUAUAUAUAUUUUCUUAUUAUCAUAAGCUUUUUCUGUAUUUAAAAAUACCCUAAAUCAGCAUGUGGCCAUAGCUAAGAGACAUGCAUAUUACUACCAAUUUAAUCGUGAUAAUUCUGUAGACAGACAUACUGCUAUCCUUUUAUCUCCUUUGCACAAGUCAAUAGAACAAGGCAUUAAACUGCUUUAUUGUGUUCAGGUUUUUUUAGCUUACUUCCCACUGUAUAGUGUGUUAAUUUAGUUUAGAAAGAUUAGACAUUUGUGUAAAUGAAUAACAUAUCUUGAAGAUUCUAGUUAAAAGACUGCGUAGUACAAAUCUGAAAAAGAGAAAGGUAGUCAAUUGCCAUUAAAAAAAACCUCUUCUGCGAUACCUCCUCCACUUAAUGCUGUAGCUGUCACAGCAUUUGUUCAAUUUAGAUGUGCUAUCAGAAUUUGGUGCUUAACAAAUAGACAUAAAACACUUCUGAUCCACUGCAUGUCUAAAUGAUAGCUAGCACAAUCCAUAUUUGCCUCUGGCUCCGUCUUUAUAAUGGUAGGGGCUAACAGAAAUAAGUUAUUAUAUUUCUGGAGUACAGAAGUGAUAAUCUAUCCUAUGCUUUUCAUAAACUGCAUAAUAAUCCUGUGCUAUGCUUUUUUUAACUUCACUGAUUUUGCCAUUAAGGUAUCUAUAAUUAUUUCAUUGCUCUUUUUUUUAAUGCUAUGACAUAUUUUAAAAAUAUUUCCAACACAAGGAUAACUAAAUUAAAUUUCUAGUAUAUAUUUUUUGCACUAACAUGUCUUUUACAUUUUAAAAAACGGGCAGAUUUCAUUGCUGAUUUGUCUGAAUCAGUUUGUACAAGAAUUGCUGUAUAUCCAUAGGUGUCUGUGUGAGGAACAGACAGAUCUGUGGAUCUUUAUGUUGUGGAACAAAGUCAUUUCAGAAGGUAUUCUCUUUAAAGAGUGGUGCAGCAGAGCAAAACUAAAGGAUAGUUACAUAGCAACGGCAUCAUCCCUUUGCCCCUUCUCAUGACUGGCAAUCCUGAGUCUGUUUUGAAGCUAAUAUUUUUCUACUUUUUACAUUAACCGUUCCUGUCCUUGAUACAGAGUCAACUUAAAAGUUUCAAUCCUGGCAGCACAGGUAAAAUAUAUUCAUCGAAGCAAGAAAGGUUCUUCAAAGCUGUGCAGCCUCAGUAAGAGCUGCUUCAUGCCUUACAGGAAACACCUGCGUACAUAGAGCAAUUGUUUGCUGCACAAACCUUGACUGAGAUAAGUCUUUAGAAGUCCAUAUACUUGUGUCUGGGGAUCUUGAUUGUGUCUGGGAACCAAUGGGCAUUUAAAGACUCACUUAUUGUGUCUACGCUUCACAUGUUUGCUGUGUAUGAUAUACAUGUGCGGCAUACAUUAACCCACCCUAAGAUGAAGCUGAGCUCCUCCACUCUUCAAGUAAACAUCUGCCAGUGAUACCAUUGGUCUUAAGCUUGCAUAUCUGGGAAAUCUACAGGGGGUGGGGUGAGGAGCAGCUUCCAGAAUGUGAUUCUCAAGACAAUUUACUGGAGAAAAAGUCCCACUAUCUUCAGUAGUGCUCCUCUAGAAUACAUGGUUUGAGAUAUGCAUCUACAGACCUUUCUCCAGAUUUCUGUUUUAGCAAAUAAUGUUUCAUCCUUUAACGGAAAUGUUUAAAAGGCUUGCUAAUGUAAGAAUGGAAAGCAAAUAUUCUGUGGUUUUAAUCUGAACAGUAAUAAGAGAAGCUAAAUUAAUGUAAUAACACAUUGUGGUUUGCUGCACUGGAAUUUUAAAACAUGCUGUCAUUUAAAAUACAUCAAAUGUUUGCACCUCAUUUCAGCUAGUAAAUGCAAUAGGGGAGAAUACAUCAACUUGUCGAUAGGAACUUGCCAAUUGCCGUUAUUCAGACUUAAUUUACAUGAUUCAUAAAGGCUUGAAGCUAGCUACCUUUUACUCUCUCUUUUUCCUUUAUGUGGACAGCAUGGUCUUUGAAUUAGUCUCCUCUAAUUUUUGAAUGUUACUGAUAGAAAUGAGUUUUUCUUUCAUUUCUGUGGCAAUCAUUGUGACUUUGAAUGUUGUGUAUAAUAUUAGUGUUUUUGAUGAUAAGAAUAGUUACGUUGGUUAGAUGAGCUAGUUCCAUGAAAGAAGGACCAAGAAGCCUAGUGUUAAACAAUACAAGGCAAAACAGAAGGAUUUGAGUCUCAUAGUUUCCACACAACUUAGUUCUUGCUUUUUCAUUUAUUUAUUAUUGUUUUUAAAUUUGCCUUUUCUUACAUUCUGUUGUAAAUAAAUUACCAAGCAAUCUUCUUUCAA